AUGAAGAAGACACACAAAGACUUGGCUGUAAUCAAUCGCUGUAUGGGAAAGACAUUUGCCCUGAGAAGACAGGAGAUUUUGAACAGCAGUCCUGAAAUACUGACAGUGGAGAAUAGAUGGCCGGCACUAUUUCUAUAGUCACAGGUAUUGCUUUGGCCUGGUGGCAGGGUUUACAUUCUGUUACAAUGACUAAAAUGGAAGGAAUGGAGGGUAAGUGUGUCUGUGUGUGUGUGUGGGGGGGGGGGGGGGGGGGGGGGUUAUUGAGUUAUUGUCAUUCAGUAAGAGCCUGGUAAUGUAUAAUCGCAUUAAGUACAGAAAACUUCUGUCUUAAACCAAACCAAAAAGAAAAUCAUCGUUUAACUAAUCAGAACCUGCAGCAAUCGUUCUUUGCUGCACUAGACCAUCACAUUGAACGCUUGCUGGCUUUAUCCCGGGAGGUGCAGGGACAGAUGGGGAGCUUUCUGCCAUUCUGA
This is a messenger RNA of Coregonus sp. 'balchen', 473 nucleotides long. The record is from the annotation of a GenBank genome assembly. NCBI's taxonomy places the organism in Eukaryota, Metazoa, Chordata, Actinopteri, Salmoniformes, Salmonidae.